AAUCUAUUUUUCUCCGGUUGAUGAUACACACACGAACUCUCUAUAUAAAGCCAUUACUCAAUACCUAAUCAAUUACAGAUAGAGAGAAAAGUUUAAAACAAUUACAAACUACUGCAAAAGUAAAGAAGCAAAGAAAAUAAAAAUAUAUUCUUGAAUCAAUGGAGGAAUCAAAAGUGCCUCACGUUGCGAUCAUUCCGAGUCCUGGAAUGGGUCACCUCAUCCCACUCGUGCAGUUUGCUAAACGACUCGUUCACCGCCACGGCGUAACCAUAACCUUUGUCGUCGUCGGCGAUGGUCCACCGACAAAAGCUCAGAGAACUGUCCUUGACUCUCUUCCUCCUUCUAUAUCCUCCGUCUUCCUCGCUCCCGCCGACCUCACCGACCUCCCUCCGACAACUCGCAUCGAAACUCGGAUCUCCCUCACCGUGACUCGUUCGAACCCGGAGCUCCGGCGAGUCUUUGACUCGUUCGCGGCGGAAGGUCGUUUGCCGACAGCGCUAUUUGUCGACCUUUUCGGCACGGACGCUUUCGACGUCGCCGCCGAGUUCAACGUGUUGCCGUAUAUUUUCUUCCCGACAACGGCAAACGUCUUGUCGUUUUUUCUUCAUUUCCCUAAACUUAAUGAAACGAUGUCGUGUCCUUUCAGCGAAUUAACCGAACUGGUUAAUCUCCCCGGAUGUGUACCGGUCUCCGGGAAAGAUGUUCUUGAUCCGGCUCAAGACCGGAAUGAUGACGCGUACAAAUGGCUUCUCCAUAACACCAAGAGGUACAAAGAAGCCGAAGGAAUUCUUGUGAAUACUUUUCUCGAGCUGGAGCCAAAUGCUAUAAAGGCCUUGCAAGAACCGGGUCUUGAUAAACCACCGGUUUAUCCAAUUGGACCAUUGGUUAACGUUGGUAAGCAAGAGAGUAGUAACGGGAUCGAAGAAGAGUCCGAAUGUUUAAAGUGGUUAGAUAACCAACCGCUCGGUUCGGUUUUGUAUGUGUCGUUUGGUAGUGGUGGUGCACUCACAUGCGAGCAGUUCGAUGAGCUUGCUCAUGGUCUUGCAGACAGCGAGCAACGGUUUCUUUGGGUCAUACGGAGUCCAAGUCAAAUAGCUGAUGCUUCGUUUUUCAAUCCGCAUAGCCAAAACGAUCCGUUAACAUUUUUACCACCAGGAUUUUUAGAACGGACUAAAGGUAGAGGUUUUGUGAUCCCUUCAUGGGCUCCACAAGCCCAAAUUCUAGCACAUCCAUCUACCGGAGGGUUUUUAACCCAUUGUGGAUGGAACUCAACUCUAGAAAGUAUAGUAAGUGGUGUUCCACUCAUAGCAUGGCCAUUAUACGCCGAACAGAGGAUGAAUGCGGUUUUGUUGGCAGAAGAUAUCCAUGUUGCACUUAGGGCGCAUGCAGGGGAGGAUGGGAUGGUGAGAAGAGAAGAGGUGGCUAGAGUGGUUAAGGGAUUAAUGGAAGGUGAAGAAGGCAAAGGUGUGAGGAACAAGAUGAAGGAAAUGAAGGAAGGAGCUAGUAGGGUGCUGAAUGAUACUGGGACUUCUACAAAGGCACUUAAUCUUGUGACAUUUAAGUGGAAAGCCCACCAAAGAGAGCUAAAGCAAAAUGGCAACCACUGAAUAUAUAUGUAUGCGUCUAAUAUAUGAUGAUGAUUUGUAUAAUCAAACGGUGUGAUAUGUGCAAAAUGUGUUUUGUGUAUGAAUGUUACUUUUUUUUUGCUGCUUUUAUGUGAUCAACUUUUAUUUGUA
Molecule: messenger RNA, 1736 nt
Organism: Brassica rapa (field mustard)
Lineage: Eukaryota; Viridiplantae; Streptophyta; Magnoliopsida; Brassicales; Brassicaceae
Product: UDP-glycosyltransferase 72B1
Molecular function (GO): UDP-glycosyltransferase activity
Source: RefSeq, a predicted model, not a curated record